Molecule: messenger RNA, 3201 nt
Organism: Racocetra persica
Lineage: Eukaryota; Fungi; Glomeromycota; Glomeromycetes; Diversisporales; Gigasporaceae
Source: the annotation of a GenBank genome assembly
GCGAUAAUCGAAUGUGAUACAAUUUCGAUAAAUUAUAUCGAUAUAGCGAUAGCAGAUCAAAAUUCUACAAGGUUUAAUUCUUUAAACAUGGAAGGUCACUUCAACUUUCCAAAAGAGGAAGAAAAAAUUCUUGAAUUCUGGAAGGAAAUCGACGCUUUUAAUACACAAAUAAAUUUAUCCAAGGGCAAACCACCUUACUCGUUCUACGAUGGCCCUCCAUUCGCAACUGGACUUCCUCAUUACGGACAUUUGUUGGCCGGUACUAUCAAGGAUAUUGUCACUCGUUAUGCAACUCAGACUGGUCAUUAUGUUGAACGUCGAUUUGGUUGGGAUUGUCAUGGUUUACCUGUUGAGCAUGAAAUUGACAAAAAAUUAAAUAUCAAGGGUAAGGACGAUGUUCUAAAAUUGGGAAUCGACAAAUACAACCAAGAAUGUAGAAGCAUUGUGAUGCGAUAUUCAGGAGCUUGGCGAGAAACUGUGGAACGUAUUGGCCGUUGGAUUGAUUUUGAUAAUGAUUAUAAAACCUUAAAUACCUCUUUUAUGGAAAGCGUUUGGUGGGUAUUCAAAGAACUAUAUGAAAAAAAUCAAGUUUACCGUGGUGUAAAAAUAAUGCCAUUUUCUACCGCGUGUACGACUCCACUUUCGAAUUUUGAGUCUGCUCAAAAUUAUAAAGAUGUCAAUGAUCCAGCUAUUGUCGUCUCUUUUCCUUUGGUCAAUGAACCAGAUGUGCUUCUUUUAGCAUGGACAACAACCCCAUGGACAUUACCUAGUAAUUUAGCCCUCUGUACCAACCCUAAUUAUGAAUAUAUCAAAAUUAAGGAUGAAGUUUCCGGGCAUAUAUAUAUUCUAUUGGAGAAAUGUCUAAGUAUUUUAUAUAAAGAUCCCAAAAAUGCAAAAUACGUCGUAUUGGAAAAAAUCCUGGGAAAGGAUAUGAAAGGGUGGGAAUACAUCCCUUUAUUUGAAUAUUUUGUUCCUGAGUUUAAAGGAAAAGGAUUCAUUGUAUUAAAUGAUACAUAUGUCACAGAUGAUAGUGGUACUGGCAUUGUUCACCAAGCGCCAGCUUUUGGUGAAGAUGAUCAUCGUAUAUGCCUCGAAAACAAUAUUAUUACUGAAGAUGGUUUUCUUCCUUGUCCUGUCGAUGAGCAAGGCUUAUUUACUUCAGAAGUGACUGAUUUCGCUGGAAUGCAUGUUAAGGAUGCUGAUAAAAAUAUUCAAAAACUUUUAAAGCAAAAAAAUCGAUUAAUCAUUCAAUCUCAAAUUAAACAUAGUUACCCUUUUUGCUGGCGUUCAGAUACUCCAUUAAUAUAUAAGGCUGUUCCAUCAUGGUUUGUUCGUAUCAAAUCCAUCAUCCCUGACUUAUUAAAAAACAAUCAAGAAACUUAUUGGGUUCCUGACUUCGUCAAAGAGAAAAGAUUUGCAAACUGGAUCAUAAAUGCCCGAGAUUGGAAUGUUUCUCGUAAUCGAUAUUGGGGUACUCCAAUUCCGCUAUGGGUUAGCGAUGAUUAUGAAGAGAUUGUUUGUAUUGGUUCUUUAGCAGAACUCGAGGAAUUGUCCGGUUGCGAUAAAUUAACAGAUAUUCAUCGCGAUAAAAUUGAUAAUAUUACUAUUCCUUCAAAAAAAGGAAAGGGCCCAUUAAAAAGGGUGGAAGAAGUCUUUGAUUGUUGGUUUGAAUCUGGCAGUAUGCCAUAUGCACAAUGUCAUUACCCUUUUGAAAACAAAGAAAAAUUCGAAGCUUCUUUUCCCGCAGAUUUUAUUGCCGAAGGACUUGAUCAAACAAGAGGAUGGUUCUACACUCUAAUGGUCUUAUCUACACAUCUAUUUAAUAAACCAGCAUUUAAAAAUCUUAUAACAAAUGGUCUGGUAUUAGCAGCAGAUGGUAAAAAAAUGAGCAAACGUUUGAAGAACUAUCCUGAGCCUCAAUCUAUUAUUAACACGUAUGGUGCUGAUGCUUUGAGGUUAUACCUUGUUAAUUCUCCAGUCGUACGUGCUGAGCCAUUGAGAUUUAAAGGAGAAGGCGUCAAGGAAGUUAUUGCCAGGGUUUUCUUACCUUGGUACAAUGCAUAUCGUUUCUUUGAUUCACAAGUUGUGUUGUUGAAGAAGGAUACUGGCAUAGAAUUUAAAUACAAUCCAGUUGCAAAGAAAUCCGAAAAUGUUAUGGAUAGGUGGAUAUUGGCAUGUACUCAAAGUCUUAUAAAAUUGUUAAAUCUCAUUGAACAAUUGACCAAUGGAUAUGUUAGAUUUAAUCGCAAGAGGCUGAAGGGCGAGAAUGGUCCAGAAGAUACCAUAAAUGCAUUAAAUACGUUAUUUGAAGUCUUGCUAACAUUAUGCCGUGUUAUGGCUUCUUUUACCCCCUUCCUCACGGAACAUAUUUACCAAAACCUAAAAAAAUAUCUACCGUCAUCUGAUUCCAAUGAAGACGUUCGUUCCGUUCACUUUUUAUCUUUUCCAGAAGUGAGGAAUGAAUAUUUUGAUUCUGAUAUUGAACGUCGCAUGUCACGCAUGCAAGCAGUUAUUGACUUGGGUAGAAUUAUUCGCGAAAAAAAAACUAUUGGGUUAAAGACACCUUUGAAAGAACUUGUUGUGAUACAUUUAGAUUCACAAUAUCUUUCGGACGUUUUGUCACUUGAAAAUUAUAUCGUUGAAGAACUAAAUAUCAAAAAUCUUCUUGUUACAUCGGAUGAAAGUAAAUAUGGCAUUAAAUACCGGGCAGAGGCUGAUUGGAAAGUGUUAGGUCAAAAGCUUAAAAAAGACGCUGUUAAAGUAAAAAAUGCUCUACCCAAAUUGACUUCUGAACAAGUCAAAGAUUUCGUACACAAUAAAGAGAUUUUGAUUGAUGGAAUUAAAGUGGUCGAAGAAGACCUUCAAGUAGUAAGGUAUUUCGAGGAUACUAAUAGUCAUUAUGAAACAAGUACCGAUAAGGAUGUCCUUAUACUUUUGGACGUCAAAAUAUACGAUGAUUUGCAAGAGGAAGGAUUGGCUCGUGAAGUUGUGAAUCGUGUUCAAAGAUUACGAAAAAAGGCAGGAUUACAACCUACGGAUCCGGUAUUAGCAUACUAUAAAUUUAUCAAGGAUGUCAAUAAUCAAAUAGAAACUAUUAUUAAGACACAAAAUGACAUUAUUGUCAAGAUUUUAAAACGUCCACUGUUUCCAAUUACGGACAAAAUUGAUGGAGCUGAAGUCAUCAUCGAGGAAGAGCAAGAG